This is a messenger RNA of Paramisgurnus dabryanus, 813 nucleotides long. Lineage: Eukaryota; Metazoa; Chordata; Actinopteri; Cypriniformes; Cobitidae. The record is from RefSeq and is a predicted model, not a curated record.
UGUGUUUCCCUCUCCCCCUCACUCGUCUCCGUGGUCUUCGCCAGCAGCGCUCGCGUGUUCCGUUACCAAGACAAUCACGGAUCACGAGGCUCAUCGUUCCGUCCCCGCGUCUCCCGUUACCGGAGUCACGGGUAUGUCGAAUCCCAGGAAGGACUUUGACGUGAAACAGAUCUUGCGUAUCCGAUGGCGAUGGUUCGGUCACCCCACGUCUCCUCCCGGUAAUCAGCCUACGGGAGAUCACUUCAGCAACAGCCGGGGAACGGGGGGUUCCUCAUCCAGUGGCGACCAGCCCUCCCUCGGUGGCUGCGGUAGCGCCGGUGCCAGCCCAAGUAACGUCAACUCUUCCUCUAACAUCAACAACAAUCGAAAGUUUGGAGAUGCGGUUCCCGGCAACGGGCUCUCGACAGCGGCAGUGGGCGCCUCCGCGUGCCCUCGGUCCAUGAGCCAGCAGGAGUGCCGGAGCCCUCCGCCGCCGCCGUGGGUCUUCCCGGCUCAUUCCCGCUCUAGCGAGAACCUGGAGCCGCUUCAGCAGCAGCAGCCGCCGCCGUCCACGCGUGUGCCAGAAGCUCCGGGUCCGGGAGAUGAAGAAAACAACAAUCACAACGUGGAGUCUGACUCCAGCUCCUGCAGGACAUCCAACAGCACUGCGACGUUGUCCUCAUGUGCGUCGAUGGAGCCGUGUGUAUCAGAUGAACACUUCCAGGCACACAGUCACGCUGAACACACCUUCAGACGCAUGGAGACCUACCUGAGGACCAGGAAGCUGUGUGAUGUUGUCCUUCUCGCUGGGGAACGCAGAAUACCAGCACACAG